Molecule: messenger RNA, 1449 nt
Organism: Insectozyma verbasci
Lineage: Eukaryota; Fungi; Ascomycota; Pichiomycetes; Serinales; Debaryomycetaceae
Source: the annotation of a GenBank genome assembly
AUGGAAAAUCUUACCAAAUUUCAAAAUUUGAAGGAAUUGAAAUAUUUGUAUAGCUUCAAUUGGAAUUUUAUCCCACAAAGUUUGGAAUUUUUACAUUGUCAAAUUACAUCUACUACACAACCAUGCGUGUUACCAAAUUUAAAAAGAUUGAGAUUAGACCAGCCAAAUUACAAAUCAUCGAAAGAAUUAGAUUUAUCAAAAUUUCAUCAAUUGGAAGAAAUUCAAAUGAAUAACAUGUUAGAGUUUACAUUGUUACCAGAUAACUUGAAAAUUUUAAUACUCAGUGAGUCUUCAUUAUCAAUUUCACCAUCAUUAAAUUUUUAUCAACUAAAUGUUUUAUGUUUGGAAGCACCAUUAACUUUAAUUUCAUCAAUAAUGAUUCGGAAUAAAUUACCGAUCAAUCUUAAAGUUUUGUCAUUAAUUGAAAGAGAAGAAUCUAAAGCUAUAAAAGAUAUAAAAGUUGGUAUUGAUAUAGAUAGUCGAAUUAAAGAAAAAAAGAAGUUUGAAGCUCCAAAAAAUUUACAUACUUUAGAAAUCAAAUUCAAUGAACCAUUCUAUAUGAAGCAUUUAAUUUUACCAAACUUAGCAUGUUUAAUAUUACAGAAUCUUAAUUUUUCCAUCAUUGAGUCAAAUAAUAAAACUUUCAAUUUAUAUGAGAUCAAACAAGAUAAAGCUUUGAAAUGGCAACUUCCUGCAUCAACCACAAUUUUGAAGUUAAACAACAUUAAUUCUGUACAAUUGGAAAUUCCAUCUAAUAUUAGAGUCUUACAAUUGGAAAACUGUCAGUUGACUAAAUUUGAGGGAGUUCUCAACAAUCUAGAAGUAUUAGAUUUAUCAAAUAAUCAUAUAGAUUCAAUUAAUUUAAAUUCGCAUCCUGAUUUAAUUAAAUUAAAUUUAUCAAAUGCUCAAUUAGACUUGGUUAAACCUACCAAGAUUGCAAAUUCGUGUGAAGUUUUAGAUCUAUAUUCAAUCAAACCUAUAAGAUUUAUAAGUGUUCGUUAUAGGUUUCCAUAUCAUUUGAAACAAUUAAGGAUUUCAGUAUUAACAGAUUUAGUUCCAAAUUUAUUAGAUGUUUUAAAUGAUAAUAUUGAAGUUCUAAUUAUUGAUGGUUGUAAGAAUGAAAAAUCAAUUGAAGAACUAACUUUAAAUUUAACAUUUUUGGUAUUCUUAGAAAAAUUUCAAAUUAGUUUAACACCAGAUAUAUCUUUAAAAAUACGUCAAUUAAAUGAAUUGAAGAUAUUAAAUUUACAAAAUUUAAAACUUGAAAAUUGCUUAAACGAUGUUAUUUUAAAAGAAUUCCACGCAAAGAAUGUUACAUUUAAUACAAAAUCUACAUUAAAUAAAUCGGUUGUUAAAUAUAGUAUUUAUGAAUGUAAAAAAACUGAAAAUUUAAAAAGAUUUGCAAUAACUGAAAAGUGUUUAUAUCGUGAAACUAGAUUAGAUAUAUAG